GUGCCGUGCGUGUGUGCCAACGCAACGAAGCCCCCGCCCCGCCGCCGCCCCCCGCCCACUCGUUCCACUAAUUGCUUCCACUACGGAAAACGGAAAACACAAUGCCGGCGCUUUAUCACGCUUAUCAGCGAACGACGUAAGCGCAACGUAAUGACUAAUCGGGAUGUUAACCGCCUUUUCGAAGGGCCCAACAACCACCUGUGGCUCUGAGUACUCCCGACUUUUGGCGAUGGCGUAAUUGUUUUGAUAGUGCCAACAAUGAGCGCUUUUCCAUUUUUAGCCCGGCGACAUUGAAGAGAAAUUAAAAGUAAAUAAAAGGGGAAGGUCGCCGAGUAUCGGCGUUUAAUAAUUAA
Molecule: messenger RNA, 353 nt
Organism: Drosophila biarmipes
Lineage: Eukaryota; Metazoa; Arthropoda; Insecta; Diptera; Drosophilidae
Exons: 1
Source: RefSeq, a predicted model, not a curated record